GAGAACAUUUGGAACCCUCUUCUCGUAGCAAGGCUCCAAGUGGUGCAUAGUUCGCAGCAGUAUAUUUUAUUAAAAUUCUAUCCAUCGCUGACGAGAUUUGUGUUGAAGUGCAUAGGCUUGUGUAGAGGAUGAGACGGGGAGGGGGGCAUUACGGCGGCGCCGGAGAUUCCACCGCCAAUAACGCAUAUUCCCAGAUUCAACAUCACCCCCAACACGCCAGGUCUGAAGAACAUCAGCAGCAACAGCAGCAAUGGAGAUGGGAACGAGAGAGCCCCAAACUGCCCACCAACGCUAUGUCUCCCCACAUGUUCUCUGAAGGUCAGGGAGCCGAAGCAUCAAGAUCCUAUUAUCAGGGCCAGAGGACAGAUCCAAGGAUGCCAUUAGAGAACCAAGGUGGCAAAGAUCACGGAUCUCAGCCAAUAGAAGAAGAUAUGGAUAUUGGUUAUGAAGAUAAUCCCAUGCCACAGUCUCUGGAGGGCCUUGAACAGAAGUUCCUCGAUGACAUCAUGAAGCUGAGCAAGGAACAAAAUGACGCAGAGGAUGCCGAAAAUGCUAGGCAUAGGGAGCGAAUAAAUGCAAUCAAUGCUCAGUACCAAGAGCAGCUAGUAGCCCUAAGAGCCCGGCAUGCGAGUCGCAGAGAGGAUGUUCUUCGCCGGGAAUCCCAUGCGAGGCGACAGCAGUACCAACAGGUUGCAUUGGAUAACCAUCCAAACACUAAUGCAGGAGGCCCUAUUGAUCCUCGUGGAUACGCUGCACCAACUCCCGUGCCUGGGGAGCGACAACGAGCCUAUAAUGCCAAUAAUUAUGAUUCGUACAGAGACCGAAACCGGUUUGUUGGAAGCGGAAGAGAUCAAGGGUAUGAACCUAGAGCUCAGUACCCCGGGGGCCGUGGUUACGACCCCGGGUCGGGGUCGCGCUACUACUGAUGUAUCUGUGUUGGCAGUGCCUGAAAUUUUGUCCAUUAUGCCCCUUAAAAAAAUGCUUAAUUAUAGUGAAUCAUACUCCAGUCAUGUAUUUUGGUUUCCCAGAUUGUGAUGGAGUGGACCUUGACCUUUUAAGUAGUUUCCCUGGUUCAGAGCUUCUUGCACUUCAA
Molecule: messenger RNA, 1093 nt
Organism: Ipomoea nil (Japanese morning glory)
Lineage: Eukaryota; Viridiplantae; Streptophyta; Magnoliopsida; Solanales; Convolvulaceae
Product: GATA zinc finger domain-containing protein 10
Exons: 3
Coding region: 129-926 (265 amino acids)
Source: RefSeq, a predicted model, not a curated record